CCAGUGACUGCAACUGAGCAAACGUCGAAAGCCGCAAAGUCAAAAAUGCUUGUGGGAAAUGCGGAAAGCAGCGCAGUAACAAUGACAAUGACAGUGGGAGCGACAGAGAGAGAUACAGCAACAACGACGUCGAAAUUAAGCAAUCAAGAUAAUCAAAAUAAGCGCGUCCCUGCAAGCGGUGAUCAUAAGUAUUUAAGGCACGCAAUGCUUGGAAAUUUUAAUCAACAAAAUGUGUUGUGGCGAGCCAAGCAGAAGGCCAACAACAAGCACAACAACAACGACAAUGAUGUAAACAGUUUUUGUGGUAACGCGGGUGAGCUGCGCAACGGACAGCGACUAUUGAGGUUAAAUGGUGAGAUGAACUAUGUCAACAACAUGCAGCAAGCGACAGCAACAACAACAGUUAAAGGCACACGAAAUGUAUGUGAAAUGAAAGUGAAUGAUGCCAGCAACAUGCAUACUUUCAAUAACAACAACACUUCAUGCCAGCAUGUCAUGAAUUAUGAACAACGCCAUGAUAAUGAAGAAUCUCCCAGCUCACAAUUUCAGUUGCCAAUGGCUUGCAAUACAAUACCUACCACACGCACCGCCACGUCAGCGGAUGCAUUAUCAGUGGCGGCAGUUUUGACACGCGAGUCCGCAUUGCUUAAGGGACCAGCAGGAACAAGAAAAACAACAUCAACAUCCAGUUGCACUGAGCUCCUGCCAUCACCACCACCACAACUGCAAACAUCACCACUACCACGACCACCACCAACGCUUGUAGCGCAGCCAUUGUUGAGGCACACAGCUGGUGUAAAAAUGUCGACUAGUCGUUGUGGCAGUAAUGGUGCGCUUGAUGGUGGCUUUGGCAAUAAAAUGCACAGCGAUAGUGGAAGUAUGAGACGAAGAAAGAGAGGAAGAAGAAAAAAUUUCACGCUCAAGCGUCCAAGCUACUUUAAGCGCACAAUGAAAAUAGAAAGUCAAAGUGAAAACGCCAAAAUAUAUGCAACAAUGCAACCGAGUGUGGCUAAAAGCAUCACAAAAGCAACAACACUAAAUUUUGGCGUAUUGACGUCAUUCAUUUUAAAUUCCACAUUGCUGGCGCUGUGUAAUGCCACCGCAGCGACUGCACUGUCAGCAGUGGUGGCGACUCUUAGUGAAACUAUAAGCGACUAUGCGGAUGCUGAUCCUCAACUUCCGCCUGCUAGCGACGCUUGGAGCAAAAUGCAAAAUAUGAGCUUUACCAAUGCUAAUGACAGUUCCGAUGCAAUUGGUAGAUUGGCGUGGAGUAACGGCAGUUUCAAUGGUAGUGAUAUGAAUUUUAACAACAGCGACGCGUGGGAGGAGGAGAGAGAUCGCGAGUAUAUUUUCGAUCGCAUAGAUGUGCGAAUAAUUUUCAUAACACUGUAUACGUUGGUGUUUUGUUGCUGCUUUUUCGGGAAUUUGCUUGUGAUACUCGUCGUAACCUUAUCGCGCCGCUUACGCUCAAUAACGAACUUCUUUCUGGCAAAUUUGGCAUUAGCUGACUUUUGCGUUGGACUAUUUUGUGUGUUGCAAAAUUUAUCAAUUUAUCUUAUAGAGAGCUGGGUUUUUGGCGAAUUCCUCUGUCGCAUGUAUCAGUACGUGCAUUCGCUCAGUUACACUGCGUCGAUUUUCAUACUCGUCGUCAUAUGCAUGGAACGCUAUUUCGCGAUUGUCCAUCCGAUUACGUGCAAGCAAAUUUUAACCGCCGCCAGAUUGAGGUUGGCCAUUUUAAUCGUGUGGGUCGCCUCAGCCCUUUAUUCCACGCCAAAAUUCAUAUUUAGCAAAACCAUCAAGAAUAUUCAUACCAAAGAUGGACAAGAGGAAGAGAUUUGUGUGCUUGAUCGCAAGAUGUUCAACUCGGUAAUAUUGGAUAUGAUCAAUUUUGUUCUUCUCUAUGUUAUACCGCUGCUGGUAAUGACGGUGCUUUACAGCAAAAUUGCCAUCGCUUUGUGGCGCAGUUCGCACGGCCUUUCGCACCAUUCAGUCCCACAGCAUCAGCAGCAGCAGCAGCAGCUUCAACAGUCACAACAACAGCAAGACGAGAGCAUGAGUUUGCAUAAUAGCAUGUAUCAUCAUCAACAUCCUCAUCCACAUCCCCAUCAGAGCAAUCAUCACCAUCAUCAUCAUCAUCACGUGCAACAUAAUCAUCACCCACUGCAGACGGCUGCGCAUAACAUCAAUCAUCAUCACAAUCAUUUACAGCAGACACAAACCGCGCAACCGUUAUCAGGCGUUGCAUUAACGAGUACACCUGUAGUGGGCGUGGUUGGUAUGAGCAGCGGUGAUGUUGUCAUUUGUGGUGCCGCCAGCCAAACGCGCGGUUUAUUGUCGCGUAAGCAGAGCAGCAAAUACGAGAAGCGCGGCGUAAGCAUCACCGAGAGUCAGUACGAAGGCAGCCAGGUUUCACUCGAUUCCAACCGACCCAUUGUAUCGGCAUGCCGCAACGGCAGCAACAACAACAAUGGCAACAGCAGUGGCAUCAGUGGUGGCAGCAUGAAUAGUAACCACAAGAGUAGUUUUAUGCAACAUCAUCAUCAUUCGUCAGCGCAUCCGCAUCCGCACCAGCGAACGCGUGUCACCCAUACGUCGCACUCAUCGAAUGGUGUGUUGCGCGCCAGACGCGGCGUAGUGCGCAUGCUUAUCAUUUUCGUGCUAACCUUUGCUUUAUGUAAUUUGCCCUAUCACGCGCGCAAAAUAUGGCAGUACUGGUCACAUUCAUAUCGUGGUGAUUCGAAUUUUAAUGCACUGCUUACGCCGCUCACCUUUCUCGUCAGCUAUUUCAAUUCGGGUAUUAACCCGCUGCUGUACGCCUUCCUAAGUCGCAACUUUCGCAAAGGUAUGAAGGAGCUGUUGUUAUGCACAUGGAAGAAGGGCAAAGGAAAAUCGUCAUCCAAUUCAUCAGUGCAUCACAAGAGGGUCGCACUGCAGGUAACCCAUUCGCUACCAACUGACACAACGCACAUUGGCAACGAGCAACUAUGAUGGCCCAUACGGCGCAUUCGCGUGCAUCGACGAGUUUUUGGCGCACGUUCUUAAGCAUUUAGCAGCGUACGAUUUGGACGGCUACCAAUUUACAGUUAUAAC
Messenger RNA from Anastrepha obliqua, 3090 nucleotides. Its product is annotated as trissin receptor. Gene Ontology annotation, cellular component: plasma membrane. NCBI's taxonomy places the organism in Eukaryota, Metazoa, Arthropoda, Insecta, Diptera, Tephritidae. Gene Ontology annotation, molecular function: G protein-coupled receptor activity. The transcript has 9 exons. Gene Ontology annotation, biological process: G protein-coupled receptor signaling pathway. The record is from RefSeq and is a predicted model, not a curated record. Bases 46 to 2988 code for a protein of 980 amino acids.